AUGAAAAAGAAGAAAGAAAAGGAGAGGAAAUCUCCCGAAAGUUCCUCUUCUACGGAGCAUCUUGUGAUAGAGAAGAAGAAGGAUAAGGAUCUGAAGAGCUCUUCUCUCUCAGCACCCGAGGUAGAGAAGAAAAAGUUGAAAAAGGCUUCUGAGGAACCGGAAAGCUCGGAAAAUCCUAAAAUGGAUAAGAAGAAAGAAAAGAACAAGUCCUCGGAUAGUUCCUCUUCGGAGCAUCUUGUGAUAGAGAAGAAGGAUAAGGAGCGGAAGAGUAAGAAGAUGAAUGCUGAGAGCUCGGAAAAUCCUAAAAUGGAUAAGAAAGAAAAUAACAAAUCCUCGGAUAGUUCCUCUUCGGAGCAUCUUGUGAUAGAGAAGAAGAAGGAUAAGGAGCGGAAGAGUAAGAAGAGGAAGGCUGGGAGCUCUUCUCUCUCAGCACCCGAGGUAGAGAAGAAGAAGUUGAAAAAGGCUGCCGAGGAACCGGAAAGCUCGGAAAAUCCUAAAAUGGAUAAGAAGAAAGAAAAGAACAAGUCCUCGGAUAGUUCCUCUUCGGAGCAUCUUGUGAUAGAGAAGAAGGAUAAGGAGCGGAAGAGUAAGAAGAUGAAUGCUGAGAGCUCGGAAAAUCCUAAAAUGGAUAAGAAAGAAAAUAACAAAUCCUCGGAUAGUUCCUCUUCGGAGCAUCUUGUGAUAGAGAAGAAGAAGGAUAAGGAGCGGAAGAGUAAGAAGAGGAAGGCUGGGAGCUCUUCUCUCUCAGCACCCGAGGUAGAGAAGAAGAAGUUGAAAAAGGCUGCCGAGGAACCGGAAAGCUCGGAAAAUCCUAAAAUGGAUAAGAAGAAAGAAAAGAACAAGUCCUCGGAUAAUUCCUCUUCGGAGCAUCUUGUGAUAGAGAAGAAGGAUAAGGAGCGGAAGAGUAAGAAGAUGAAUGCUGAGAGCUCUUCUCUCUCAGCACCCGAGGUAGAGAAAAAGAAGUUGAAAAAGGCUGUUGAGGAACCGGAAAGCUCGGAAAAUCCUAAAAUGGAAAAGAAGAAUGUCAUGAAGUCCUUCCAUAACAUGAAGAAGACAAUGGUGUGGUUUGACUUGGAGAAUUGCAGAGUUCCCCGUGAUCUUAAUGCAGAAGAAGUCUUCCCACGCAUAAAGAAGACGCUUAGAGAAGAUGGUUAUGGUGGGGAACUUGAGUUUACCAUAGUUGUGCCCUUUACAGACUGCGAAGUACCAGAGGCUCUCCUCGAGACAAUGAGUCUUGUUCGUGUGAAAAAUCGUCCAAGACCAGUAGAUCCCAACUCAAAUGAAAGAAAGGAUAACCAGAUCGCUGAUGAUUAUAUGGAAUUUGAAAUCAAGGGUUGGUUGUCUUUAAAGCUAGAGUCACACAAUGUCAUGAUUCUGAGCAGCGAUGGCGAUUUCAAGCGUAUUGCCACUAGGGUGAAAGAGGAGGGACAUUCAUUCUUGAUGGCCUAUGACGAUCAUCCUACUGGGAAAAAUCAGAAGAAAGAAUCUUCAGCAAAGACACUGAAGAUUGCAGAGCGUGCUUGGCCUUGGAGGAAGUUGUUAGGUCUUCCAAAACUCCUUCUUAGUCAAGACCUGGAGUGGAGUAAUAAAAGGGCUCAUAAAGAGUUUUUAGAGAAUAACAGGGGUCUAGAUGGGAGGGUGGAUCCGAAGCUUUAUGCAGAUUUCAAGAGAAAGUUGGCUGAGAGGAAGAGUCAGAGCAUUGAGGUAAAGGAAGGGGAUAUGUCGUUUAGUCAAGAGUUAAAGAAGUUGAAGGACGAGAAUAUGGAGAAACAGUUGGCUGAGAAGAAGCGUAUGGGUAUGACGGAUGAAGAGUUAGCGAAGUUGACGGCUAAAGAUUUUAAGCUGGAGCCAGAAGUUUUUGAGGCUUUGAAAGCAAAGUUUGAAAGGGUGGAUGAGCUUAGGUGGAGUUGCAUCAACGCAAAAGAAGAAAGCCGCAGUGCUGGUAUUGUGAUUAGUGAGGGGAAGGAGCAGAAGAGGAAGGAAGGAAGCCGUAGUGCUGGUAUUGUGAUUACUGAGGGGAAGGAGCAGAAGGGGAAGGAGCAGAAGGGGAAGGAGUGGAAGGGGAAAGAGAAAGUUGUAUAUGUGGAGGAUGACGAAGAUUUUGCCAAGCGGUCAAACAAGUUUGCACGGGAGCUGAAGAAAAGGCAAGAUGGACCAGGAGGCAGUAGUAUUUAG
Molecule: messenger RNA, 2175 nt
Organism: Eruca vesicaria subsp. sativa (arugula)
Lineage: Eukaryota; Viridiplantae; Streptophyta; Magnoliopsida; Brassicales; Brassicaceae
Source: the annotation of a GenBank genome assembly